This is a messenger RNA of Papaver somniferum (opium poppy), 645 nucleotides long. RefSeq lists its product as uncharacterized. Bases 1 to 645 code for a protein of 214 amino acids. NCBI's taxonomy places the organism in Eukaryota, Viridiplantae, Streptophyta, Magnoliopsida, Ranunculales, Papaveraceae. The record is from RefSeq and is a predicted model, not a curated record. The transcript is spliced from 3 exons.
AUGGUGGUGAGGACAUUAAUGUGGCAACAAUCAAUCGCUCUCAUGGCUCAACAACCCGAACAUAUUGAGGUAAAAAGAAAACGUUAUUCCAUUAGGAAUAGGGUUCUUCAUGAUGCUAUUAUGAUGCGUGAUUAUUUUACCGGUGGUAAACUCACUUAUUUGGAAGAGAAUUUUCAUGACCGCCUACGUAUGAAAAGAGAAUUGUUUCUUAAAAUUAAAGAUGAUUUGUGUGAAAUGGACCCAGAGUGGCCUCAAAGAAUAGAUGCACUUGGAAUCCCGGGUCAUUCUCCACAUAUGAAAACGCUAGAUUGUCUUAGGUUACUUGCUACGGGUCAAUCAACCGACUCGAUAGAUGAUUAUGUGAGAAUGGGAAAAACAACUCUAUAUAAGUACUUGAAGAGAUUCGUUAGAAACAUAGUUAGGCGUUAUGGCGGGGAGUACUUGCGCAACCCAAACCAAGAUGAUAUUAAUCGCAUUUUAGCCGAGAAUGAAGCAAGGGGUUUUCCGGGGAAGAAUGUUUAUUGGCCUUUAGUGAAGAACAUGUUGCACAAAGAUGAAACUGGUCAUGGAGUGGUUAAGGGAGUUGAGUUGCGCUUGAAGGGAAAUGGGGAUGCUAUUAGGGGGCUGACUGUGUUGUUGGGUUGA